GCCCAGCUUCCCUGUCACACACAUAUCCUUUCCCAUGUGCUUUGCUCAUGGGUGCAGUGCUGGGCCUCUUGGAGUUGGAUGCCCGUCUCCUGGUCCUUUGCGGGCCCACGUCCUCAGCACGCCUUGCGUGUGCCUCCGCCGCAUGCGUGUCCACGCUGCCGGCGGAAAGGCGCCGGGCAGUGCAAGCUGCCCAAGGGGUCGAGGAACCGGAGCUGGUGGAGCAUGGGCCGCUGCCAGUGGAGGCACUAACCCAGGCACUCCGCACUGCUUGCCCCGAGCUGCUGGGCGACCGCACCUGGCUGCAUCUUCUGCAACCCUUGUGCAGCUCUCCGCCGCCCGAUGCGGCUGCCGACGGCGUGCUGGCUGCCGUGGCUCGGCGCCCAGCGCUCGCCGGCUGCGCGGCGGUGUGGGCCGCAGCACUGGGGCGUCGCGCGCUGGCCGUGGAGCUGCAGGCCAUGGCGCCGACCGAACCGCGGCCAGCGGUGCUGCGGAGCAUGGAGGAGACGGGAAACGUAGAGCAAUUCUUUGAAGAUGUGUUGGAAGGACGCUUAGUCAGUGUGAUCCUGCACCUGGCGCGUGGCGUCACAGUGGAGGCGACUGGUCCGGCCAUCCACCGGAACGACGUGGGCUGCUGCCGGUGGACUCCUCUGGCGGCCGCGGCCGACUCGGCCGCGCGGCGGACGCAAGGCCUGCUUAUCGCCCACCUCCUGCUACUUGCCCGGGCAGACGUAAACCGCUCCUGCCCUGGGCCCUGUGGCUGGACUCCUUUGAUGCGUGCUGCUUCCUGUGGCGCGCCGGCAAUACCAACCCUACAGCUCCUCGUGCAGGCGAAGGCGGACGUUCGGAAGCGCCACGAGAACGGCUCCACCGCCCUGGAGAUGGGUGACCAGACCUCCGCGCGCGCCCUCCGUGCGGCGCGCGACGCCCGCAGCCGAGCCGAGGAAGCUGCGGCCGCGGCCGCGACGGCCGCAGGCGCGCGUGGGGCUGCGAAGCCGAAGGCUCGGCCGAAGAGUAGCGCUGCCCUGUUGGCCUUGCAGAAUGCAGGGCGGAGCUCCAAAGGGAGUGGGCGUGGAACACGACGCUAGGGAAACAGGCUUUGGGUGUAUAUCUUGUUGAGGGCCAAGACACCAAUGGAAGACCGCCCUUGAGCUGUAGAGCUUUUGUCCAGGUCUUUGUUCAAGGGCGUUGGACCGACUUGGAUGUGCCAGCCUGCGAGACCGGGAAGUCAAG
Molecule: messenger RNA, 1230 nt
Organism: Durusdinium trenchii
Lineage: Eukaryota; Dinophyceae; Suessiales; Symbiodiniaceae
Source: the annotation of a GenBank genome assembly